AUGUCUCCGUUCUGUCUGCACAACAGAGUUGCUACGACGCUGAUGACAGGCGUACCUGGCUUUCCUCUUCAGCCCUGCUUUCUCCUUUUCACCUCAUGUUGGAUUCCUCACCUGACUGAAAACUGCUUUUGGUGCUCCCUAUUUUUUGUGUAUGCUUUAUUGGCGGACCUUGAGUCCUCAACCUCCCACAUUUCCAAGCACCCGGUUUUCCUGUCUGACGACGACGCUUACUCCAUCCCUGUUGGGGGUCAGAACCAGCAAGACAUCAGCUCUCCAUCUCAAGAGAGAAGUCUGAAUGGAGUAGAUGAAUCAGAGUCCUUCAGCUCAGCUCCGAAAAGCUCCUGGUCUAGAGAAAGCAGCAGUCCAAAACAACAAGCCGGUGAAGAGGACCACGUUUACAGUUUUCCUAACAAGCAGAAGAACAGAGAGUCAUCAUCAUCAUCACCGGCUGCCAUGAAUUCAUUGCUGGGCAGCAACCUGUCUGAGCUGGACCGCCUCCUGUUGGAGCUCAACGCCGUCCAGCAGAGCACCCCUGCCUUCCCCACAGAAGAAGUAGCUCCACCACUUCCUGCAAGCAGCACCAUCCGCCACAUCCAGGAGAAUGGACUCUCCGCUCCAGUUAAACCCCCUCAUUCUAACCUGGAUAACCCGAAGCACACUGUAGACGCACGGCCGAGUGUGGAGAGCCUUCUGGAUGAGCUUGAGAGCUCUGUACCCACUCCCAUUCCCACACCCUUGGUGGUCUCAGAGGGGCCUAAUGACGGACAAGCGGAGGCCUUUUCUCAGCAACAAGCCAGAAUGUCUGCAUCCUCUGCCACACGAGAGCUGGAUGAGCUCAUGGCUUCACUUUCUGACUUCAAAGUCCAAAGCAAUUCCAGCUCUCAGUUGUCUGUCAAUGAGGACUCUGGUGACCCAUUUUUGGGUGCUGGAUCACCUGUCACCCAAGCUGUUGUUGGUCCAUCUAUAUCUGCUCAGGAUACUCCCCGACCUUUGAGCUCUACUUCGCCGUCCUCAACGCCUCUUUCAUUGGAGCUUCACAUAGAUGAGGAUGGUUACUCAGUGGGCUCAUCUUCAUGUUCAACUGUAAUAGUAAAAUCUUCCAAGAGCCUUCAGUUCUCCCAAGUCCAACAGAAAGAUGAGGAUACAACUGUUAUGUCCGAAGUCUCACAUUUGGAGAGCUUUAGUGUCUCAAGUGCUUUGAAGCCUCAAACCCAAACUGAUAUUAGCAGUUCUGUUCAUACUUCUCUAACUAAAAGUUCUGCAUGUAAAGACUCUGCUGCAAGGAGUUCCAGUCCAGUCAUUGUGCCAAAGAGUCCAGUGACUGAAUCUAAAACCCCGAGUCCCAGUAAAUCAAAAAUCCUCAGUCCUGCUGACAUAAAGUCUAAAAGUCUGUACUCUAAAAGUCUUAGUCCUCCACAGGUUACAAAUAGUGAAAGUCCAGUAGUAGUACCCACUCUGUUUGAAGCAGUACCAAGAACAUCUAGUCCAAUAACCGUUCCUAGGCUCUCAAGUCCAGUUCCGAAAGCAGCAAGUCCAUUGGCUGUCCCUGCUCUCUCUAGUCCACUACCUAUCCAGAGGAGUGCUAGUCCUGACAUAGCUGGACGAAGUUCUAGUCCUGUGACUAUUCCGAUACUUUGUAGUCCUGUUCCAAAGACUGCAAGUCCUCUGACUCUUUCCCACAACUCCCCUUCACUAGUCUUACCUAAGAGCUCUGGGAUUGAAGCCAUCCCAAGAAAUUCCUCUCCUUUAACACUUCCUAGGCUUUCAAGUCCAGUAACCGUUCCAAAGAGCGAAACUUGGGUUCCUAAGGGUAGUCCUCUGGUCUUUAGGAAAACACUCACUACUUCAGGCACCAGUAGUCCCAGAGCUUCUCCAGUUUCUCAUGCUACCGUACCAGUGAAUGCCCCAUAUUCCCAAGAAAAUACAGGGGAUGUUUUGGAUUUAACUUGGCCUUGCCGAGAACCUCUACUGGAUGAUGCCUUGGAUAAGAUCCUCACUCCUGGUUCUAAUCGCCUGACUGAAAAUCAGCCUCCCACCUGUGUUUUACCUGGUGAUGAAGACAAAUCCUGGGAGGAAGAGGAUGGACUUUUUCCUGAAUUUAGCAGAGAGGGAACCUUGACACCCAUGACGGAGUCCAGCUGGAUGGAUGAGUGCUUCACCCCCUCUUCCUGCCCCGGGACCCCAGAUGCAACACUGGACCUACCAACACAGCAGCCCUCCGCAGUUGAUCGACUGUCUGCGUCUGGUCAACUCAAGUCGGUUAUUCGCCGCACCAAAGAGACGUCCAACGUACAUCCGAUGUACAGGGAGGGAUUGCUCAGACGUAAGAUGGGACCAAUAAUUGUCAAUAAAAGCAACUCUCAAGAUCGACUAAUAGAGGAGCUGCAGGGAAAGCUGGGGAUCGGGCGAGUGGAGCGCAGGCGGAAACAACAGCCGGAUGACUGGCUGACAGAGGGAGUCAUUGUUAUGUCCAACCCACAACGAACACGGGAGGAAGGGAUCCAGCCAUCUGUGGAUAAGGUAGACGGACAGCAAGGAUCUGUAUCAGUACCACGUUCGGUCAAAUUGGACGUUAGGGUUUUUACAUCUUUAACUUCCUUUAUGUUGCUUUUUUCAAUCUAUCUGCAUUCCUGCUUUUUUGUCUCUUUUCUUUCCUUUUUCCUUCUUUCCCACCAGAUCAUUAUCCCACCCGAAUCACCUGCCCCACAGAGAAAAGUCCUCCCACCUCCACAGUCUCCCCCAGCACCCAAAAAGCCCCCACCAGUCCACCAGACACCCCCACCUCUACCUCCACCACCUCCAACACCCCCUCCUCCUCGGGAGCCGACUCCUCCACCCCCAAAGGAGCCGACUCCUCCACCCCCCAAGGAGCCGACUCCUCCGCCACCCAGGGAGCCCACGCCUCCCCAGGUCUUACCUCCUCCAUCACCUAGUCCCCCGCCCAAGCCCGUCACACCACCUCCACCCCCCAAGGUCUUUGUAUCAGUGGGCUGUCAGACAGAAUACGACCCUGUCUUCCCUCCAUUGCAGAUCCAGUCACAGGGAAAGGCCUCAAACUCUGCUCCAGCAAAACCAGCCAACAAGUUGGACAACAUGUUGGGAAGCCUGCAGUCUGACCUCAACAGACUCGGAGUCCAGACCAGUGCUAAGGGAGUCUGCGGUGCCUGCAAGAAACCGAUUGCUGGACAGGUGGUGACUGCCAUGGGCAGAACGUGGCACCCGGAGCACUUUGUGUGCACCCACUGCCAGGAAGAGAUAGGCUCCAGGAACUUCUUUGAGCGUGACGGACUGCCUUACUGUGAGAAAGACUACCACAACCUGUUCUCCCCGCGAUGCCACUACUGUAAUGGACCCAUCCUGGAUAAAGUAGUGACUGCUUUGGACAAGACCUGGCAUCCGGAGCACUUCUUCUGUGCUCAGUGUGGAUCCUUUUUUGGACCAGAAGGUUUCCAUGAAAAGGAUGGUAAGGCGUUCUGCAGAAAGGACUACUUUGACAUGUUUGCUCCUAAAUGUGGCGGCUGUUCCCGGGCCAUCCUGGAGAACUACAUCUCUGCCCUCAACUCGCUCUGGCACCCUGAAUGCUUCGUCUGCAGGGAGUGCUUCACGCCGUUCAUAAACGGCAGCUUCUUCGACCACGACGGCCAGCCGUACUGCGAGUCCCAUUACCACGAGCGCCGCGGCUCCAUGUGCUCCGGCUGCCAGAAACCCAUCACUGGCCGUUGCAUCACAGCCAUGGGCAAGAAGUUCCACCCGGAGCACUUUGUCUGCGCUUUCUGCCUCAAGCAGCUGAACAAGGGCACCUUCAAAGAGCAGAACGACAAGCCGUACUGCCACGGCUGCUUCAUCAAACUCUUCAGUUAGACCGCAUGUCUGCUGUAUGUGCAAUGAGUGUUUGUACGAAUGCACCAUGUCUGUGGGCAUCGCUCAGAUUUUUCAAUACAUCAUAAGGAGGGUAAAAAUGUUUCUAUCAGAGAUGACACUGAAAGGGAUCUCCCUGGAUUUGCCAACUUUUACCUUCAGAUAAAGACCUUUUAAUGGAGCUCAAAGAGAUUUUUAUUUCAGUUUUUGUUCCUAAAUGUGACAAAAGCAAGAAAGAAACAUGUUAUGAUCUCCUUGUUUGUGUGUAAACGACAAGUUUUGAUUGUAAAGUAUUUUCCCCAUUCAGCAGGGCAAGCCCUAGCAUCACACAGCCGUCUGUCGUCUGUGUGACAGUUUUCUGCAGAUCUGAGACAGCUGCUUGAUUGCAUGGACCACUGGGAGUAAAGAGUUUUAAAAUACUAUCAGCGUUUGUUUCAACACUGAGUGCUAUGAAAAUGUAUUUUUCUAACUUUGAAAACUUCUGAGGUGCCAUUUGGAAUAACUGAACCACUUUUCUAUAUGUAAAUCUUAACAGACACACGUUUUACUUGCUUCUGUAGCCUAGACUGGUUUGUUCAUUUAAGCCUUAAAGCUCGCGUUCUGAUCAUGGUUAAAUGUUUUAUAUGUUGAUGUCAAUUACUUCUUUUUUUUCUACAAAUUUCAUUUAAAAACAAGUAUUUUUUUUUUUAAUUUUCAGCACACAUUUCACUUUGAUUUUUAGAAAAGAUGCACCGAUUAGGAUUUUCCAGGCCAAUGCAAAUUACCAAGUGGCUGAUUUUGAUUUAAUUUUAUUCUAAGGACUUAAAGACAUUAAAGAAAUGAUGAAAAUGAAGCGGUAACAAGGUUGUACACAUUAGUCAAAGCAUUAACCGUACUUGCACUGAUCCUCUGGUGCAGUGUUUGAAAUCGGAUUAG
Messenger RNA from Cyprinodon variegatus (sheepshead minnow), 4773 nucleotides. RefSeq lists its product as uncharacterized. The record is from RefSeq and is a predicted model, not a curated record. The coding region runs from base 1 to 3861 and encodes 1286 amino acids. NCBI's taxonomy places the organism in Eukaryota, Metazoa, Chordata, Actinopteri, Cyprinodontiformes, Cyprinodontidae. The transcript has 14 exons. Gene Ontology annotation, biological process: endothelial cell migration; substrate adhesion-dependent cell spreading; transforming growth factor beta receptor signaling pathway.